Dermacentor andersoni is the source of this 4728-nucleotide messenger RNA. RefSeq names its product sorting nexin 27 (gene Snx27). NCBI's taxonomy places the organism in Eukaryota, Metazoa, Arthropoda, Arachnida, Ixodida, Ixodidae. The record is from RefSeq and is a predicted model, not a curated record. Gene Ontology annotation, molecular function: protein binding; phosphatidylinositol-3-phosphate binding. Gene Ontology annotation, cellular component: early endosome. Gene Ontology annotation, biological process: signal transduction; intracellular protein transport; endocytic recycling.
UGCAGCCCCUGCGUAGGUCCGAUUGGUUCCGCUUGUUGUAUUUUGCCAGCGGCUUGUGACACGUGAUCGCGUUGCUUUUUGUUGUCUGAUACCGCCCCAAAAUGGCAGACAGCGACUCGGAGAGGACUCCGAACGACGAGAAAAUAAUAACGCCAGUGCAGCUAGGACCGCGGGUAGUAACCAUUUGCAAGACCGAAACGGGAUUUGGCUUCAAUGUGCGCGGUCAAGUCAGUGAAGGUGGUCCUUUGAAGAGUAUCAACGGCGAACUUUACGCGCCCCUGCAGCAUGUCAGCGCUGUGCUUGAAGGCGGUGCUGCCGAGGAGGCUGGUAUUCGACGCGGCGACAGGAUCUUGGAAGUCAAUGGGGUUAACGUAGAAGGAGCAACACACAAGCAGGUCGUGGACCUCAUCAAGUCUGGCGGAGACAAGCUUACUCUAACAGUCAUAUCAGUCACAGCUCAGGAAGCCGAGCGCCUUGAACCCAGCGAUGACUCUUCAGGAGUGUCAUACAUUGACUACAGUGAAAAGCGCUCCUUACCAAUCUCAAUCCCGGACUACAACUGGCUCGACAGGUCUAAUGACAAAUUCGUGGUGUACAACAUUUACAUGGCUGGAAGGCACCUGUGUUCACGGCGCUACCGAGAGUUCUCAGUUCUUCACAUGAACCUCAAGAAGGAGUUUCCAGACUUUGCCUUCCCCAAGCUCCCAGGCAAAUGGCCAUUUUCACUGUCAGAUCAGCAGCUGGAUUCACGAAGGAGAGGCCUUGAACAGUACCUGGAAAAAGUUUGUGCAGUUCGAGUCAUCGCUGAGAGUGACACUAUGCAGGAUUUUCUCACAGACAUGGAUGACGAACAUGGUGGCAGUACAUCACUGGUGGACAUCAAAGUGCUACUUCCUGACCGGACAACUAUUGUGGUGAAAGUGCGCAAGAACAGCACCACUGAGGAGGUGUAUCAAGCAGUUGUGGAAAAGGCGGGCUUGCCGCAGGAAGUUUGGCGCUACUUUGCACUGUUUGAGAUUGUGGAGUACGGCUUCGAGCGCCGGCUGGGCCCCAACGAGUUCCCGCACAACCUGUACAUCCAGAACUACUCUACGGCCACGUCCACCUGUUUGCUAGUGCGCAAGUGGUUGUUCACCACACAGCUGGAGGAGACACUCGCCCAGGCCUAUCCCUUGGCUGCUACAUUCUUCUUUUGGCAGGCCAUUGAUGAUGUAAACAAGGGACAGAUAAAGCCAGGCAACAAGCUUUAUGAACUUAAAGCACUACAGGAUUGUUCACGAAAAAUGGAAUACUUGCAACUCGCUAGGACUCUGGAAGGCUACGGGGAGCUGUCUUUUCCACACUGCACCUGUGACGCACGCAAGGAUGGCCAUGUCAUCUCUACUGUGGGGAUUGAGGGCCUGAAAUUGCAGGCCUGCCGAGACGAUGGCACAUUAGAGGCACAAGUGAUCGAGUUCCUGUGGGACACGGUGGCCGAGUGGGAGGUUGACGAAGAAGGCAUGGCUUUUGCAUUCCAGUACACCCGACCCGACAAAAAGCCACGCUGGGUGAAAAUCUUCACACCUUAUUUCCUCUUCAUGUUUGACUGCUUCGAGCGGAUACAAGAAGAACGGACCUGGUGUACAGAGAAUGCAUCUUCUGGGUAACAGCCACCACACCCCGUGGACUAGGAGAUCUAUACCAAGGAGGAAAAGCUCUGGGGUGGGGGGGGCGUAGUGCCACCAUGGCUGAGCAAGGACAUGCAGCGGCAUCGGCUGUCGUGUGCUUCCGAGGGGCUGCACUGGAAUCCAGCUGCACUGCAUGUAGUUGCUUGUGCAUACUUGUACAUAGAAGGCUUUGUAUAUACUAGGUAUAGACGACAUUUGGUUUGUUCAAGUGUCGAGCACACACCAGAUGCCAUAGAUGUGCAAUGAGCACGCAGCAUCAGAGUAGCGUGCCACAGUUCUGCUUGAUGCAGUCGGCCACGUGUUCCGUCGGCAGGGAGGGAAGAUCCAUCGGUACUGGCUUGUACCCUUGAUGAACGGGCAAGCAUACUGCAGCUAAGCCGAACUUCAGCUGUGGCCUAGCUCACUUCCAGUAUGUUCCAUGAAGAAAAAAGAAAGAAAAGUAGUUCUGUGACUGGAUGAAGCUUGGUUUUUCAUCAAGAUGAAUGUAACUUCAGCAAGCCAUAACUGAAGUUCAAAUUAACUGCAGUAAGUGUGCCUGUGUAAGAGGGGUAUGAAGAGGCUAGGGCAAUGUGUUCUGCCCUCAUGUGUUUGAAAAGUCGAUUUUUUGCCAUGUUUAUUUAUGUGUACACCCACUGGCCUGAACAACAUUUGUUUGUUCGCAGUUUUAGAGAGACCAAUCUUUAAAAAAAGGCAAUCAGUCUUUCUACUUGUUUUUCCAUCUUGUGCAGCUUGGCUGGGAGAGAGGAAGCGUUGAGUUUUUUGUACGUGUUGUUGUUGCAAUAAUUUGCGAGCUGCUGGAUUUGGCCCAAAUGAAACAUGGCGAGGCACAACAGUUUUUAAUGUAUGUACAACAGUUGUUGUUUUGGAGGUGCAGAGUAUGUUCUGUCGUCAGAAAAAGCACUGUUUGUUAAUAUUAGCACUGUAAUUUUUCUAGUCAUCUCUGUCUGUCUCUCUCUCUCUCUCUCUCUCUCUCUCUCUCUCUUUUAUUUUGUAUGGAGAGAUUUGUCAUCCAACUGAUGGCAAGCUCCGAGGGAUAUUUUGGCAUGAUGUGCCAAUGACAUCUGAUUGCUACAAUAUACAAUGAUGGAAUAUCUGGUGUUUGGGAAUUUGCAGUCUUGAUGCAUUCUAUGACAAUGCAUUUUAAAGCUUUUUUUUAUGAUUUCUAAGCUUGGAAGCUUGCUCAGAUGCAUACCCGUUUUGUUAGUGGACAUGCUUGUGCCAGCGCAAAGGCCAUGUAUGUGUGCUCUCCAGUAUUUUGGCAUGCAAUGUCGAUGAUGUCUUUGUUUGCUGUAUGAUAUUCCAAGAUGGAAUUUACUUACUGUCCAGUGUUCAGGGGAUUGGAAGUUUCGAUGCAUUUCAGCUACUCUCUAUAUAUACAGUAUGGUUUUUAAAUUUCGCCAGUCUUUACACUGGAAGGUUGAAUCAGGUACAUGCAGUUUAUCUGUUGGUGGGCAUGUUUUUACAAUUGCAAAAACCAUGUCUGCACCCACGGUUUCACAAAUAAUAGCAUACACUGCUGUUGGCAAACGGAUGUGUGGCACAUGUGGCCACUAGCGUGUGCCAGUGCCUUGUACCAGCAAAAUUUAGCUGGUGUACUAAAAUUUCCACUUUCUUUUUCUUGCACUAUGUUUAGAGACUUUUUUUGUGCAUGUAUCUGUCUUUUUGUGAUGGUCAGUUCCUUUACUACUGCCAUAUUUUCUGUCCCCCGUCUUGUUUCUUGUGCUGUUGGCAACCAACAUAGUACAGGUGGGGACAACAUAUUGGGUACCAUUGGAGCAUGCGGCAAGUACAUCACCGUGGCUGCAUUGCUGCAUGGUGCUUAAGACUUCUUACAGGGGUGCAGGUUAUUGCAUGUCGGAACCUAGAUUUUAAAUUCUGGUAAGCGCAGCGCUGCUUCGAUAAGGCCAGUGCACACCUCUAUUGGUAGCAGCACGACUGAAAGAUCUGUCCACCAUCAACAGUGCACCCGUUGCAGCUCAAAAUGUAAAAAUGGUAAUAUCUGCUCACUUGUAUAUUUCUGUGCUUGAUAGUUAACAAAUGUAGUUACAUUUACGUCAAGGAAUGCCUGCUUCUAGCAUCCCAUGACAGAAGCCAACCACAAUGGCCUUACUAUUUACCGUGGGCAACAGGCAAAAAAAAAAUUCUGCCUUCAGGGCUGAAAUGAGGUAAUGGAGCAGCAGUGUGUGUCUUAAGACGCUGGCAAGGUCUAGUAGUCAUGCUGCCAUUGUUUUUAUCAAAGUGGCACCCUGUGGCAUUUUUUGAGAUUUGACAUCUCACUCCCGGAUGCACAAUGUUUAAAAUUAAUGCAAAAUAUCAUGCAAGUGCUCAACUUCAGACCAUGUGCCAUGCUGUUGGCGGGGUGCAGUGAUGCAAUUUUACCACAUGCUCCUGUGGUCCACUAUGAUUUGUACUUGUACUUGCGCGUGCCAUGUCCUCUUCAGCGCCUGCCAUCCAGAGACAUACUCAGGCAUCAUUUCGCUUAAAUGGUGGCAGCUGCUUAAGGCUAAAGCAAGUUGCUUGAAUAUAUUUCGAUUCUGCAUUACAGCUGCGGUGAAUGGCUGUGAUAUGAAGCCGGUAGUAUGUUCAAAAAAGAUUUGAUGUGCCGAAGUUGUGAAGGCUGUUUAACACUGAUGUCCACAUCCCAAGGGAGCAAAUGUUGGAUAGAAGGAAACAGUUUAGAUAACUGAAUAAAUAGAGAACACCUGCACAUAGGAUGAAGCCAUUUGCAGAGUGACUAGAAUGUGCUCGUCAUCCUUGUGAACAAUUGCAUUAUUUUCCCCAAGUGGAAAUUUUUGAACAUGCAACCUCAGUGUGGCAUAUCGGCCAUGCUGUGUAAUCAAUAGUGCAGGUGUGAUGCACCAGUGAUCAUGAAGUGCUGUAAGAAUGCAUGUUUUUUAUUUUAUUUUUAAUAACUGUUGCCAAGCCUGUGCAACAUGGCCAAAUCCAGUGCUUUGUUUAUAGAGUAAGCAUGCAGCAGUAGAAGCUGUCCAAGACAGGUGGGAUGGUCACGUUCUUUUUUGUUUUGGAAUUUCUUAUUCAAUAAAUGUUAAGUGAGAAUUGA